GUCUGAUCAAGCAAAUCAUUUCAAAGCAAAAGGAAAAAGAGAAAACGUAAGGGCAGAGGAAGCCCUUCUUCUUCUUCGUGAAGAAGCUGUCGAUUUUCAGAAAAAGGAAGCGACUUUAUUAUAACCAAAGGAGAUUUUAUCAUAAGGGUCAUUGAAAGUCUCGAGCUUGCAGAUCUAUCGAAGCUUCUGGGUUAAUAAAUCGUUUAUUUCAAUCAAUGGGUGGCUGUGCGGCUUGCUACAGAGAACGCAGCAGAGAAACUGAAACUCUGAAGGAUCCUCCACAUUUUAGUUCCAUAGCUCAAAAGAAACAUCCGAGAGCCGUUUCUGAAGAUUUUUGGUCAACAAGCACUGUUGAUAUGGACAACAACACCUUCCCUUCUCAGGGGAGCUUGUCAUCAUCCAACCAGACUUUUGAUUCUCAGUCUGCUUCUAGAAACUUAAAUCCCCCUCCUGAGUUUGUAAACCAAGGUCUUCUUCUUUGGAAUCAGACAAGGGAGCGUUGGGUGGGGAAGGAAAGAGGCAGUGACUCACCGGAACGCAAGCAAAGAGCUAAGAUAAAUUGGAACGCAGCAUCAUAUGAUAGCUUGCUUGGGAGCAACAAGUUAUUUACCCAACCCAUUCCUCUCAAUGAGAUGGUGGAUUUUCUAGUGGAGAUUUGGGAACAAGAUGGUCUAUAUGACUGA
Eruca vesicaria subsp. sativa (arugula) is the source of this 683-nucleotide messenger RNA. Lineage: Eukaryota; Viridiplantae; Streptophyta; Magnoliopsida; Brassicales; Brassicaceae. The record is from the annotation of a GenBank genome assembly.